Messenger RNA from Adineta steineri, 285 nucleotides. The record is from the annotation of a GenBank genome assembly. NCBI's taxonomy places the organism in Eukaryota, Metazoa, Rotifera, Eurotatoria, Adinetida, Adinetidae.
AUGAAUUCUUCUUCUUCUAAUAAAUCAUCAUUUGAUAGAAUGGAACAAAUUCAAGAUAUUUUUGUUCAAAUAAUUAUUGAUGGUGCAAUUGUUUUAAGUGUUAUCGUUUUAUUUCUUAUAAGUUUAUUGACGAUAUUUGUAUUGUUUAUUAUGUAUGGACCUUUAUCAAAUAUUCUAUUACGAUUAUUACCAACAUUAACACCUGUACCAACAUUACCACCUCAAUCACUAACUCGAUCAUCAGUAUUUCGACCAGCUUUGGAUAGUUCGGGUGAUCAUUAUUGA